AAGAGACCGGCCCGGAGAAUCGCGCCGUAUCGUGUUCGAUGUGGACGCACUCCUGGCCUUCGCGCGGCACGGCGAUGGCGGCGCCAACCUACCCAGAGAGGCAUCGGGUUCGUCGGCACCUCCAGCCCGGCGACCAAAUCGUCGCCGCGCUGGCCCCCUUCCUUGGCUUUGCCGAUCACCUCGUCCAUCGCAUCGUCUGCCGCGCCUGGCGCCGCUCCUGCCGCAUCCUCGGCCGGGCACCGCCGCCCUUCCCGUGGCUCAUGCUCCCUCCGCCGCUGCCACCUGCGGGUGGACCUGGCCCGGCCCCCGGCACCGCGCAGCGCCGAGUCUUCUACGACAUCCCCGGCGGGAGAUCAUACGCGUACCCGAUCCCCGCGUCCUACCGCCACGUCACGAGCCGCAGCGGUUGGCUCGUCCUGAUCGCCUCGGACUCACCGCGACGGCUCCUGGUGCUUAACCCUAUCACCGGUGGGCAGGUGGUUGUGUCGUGGCCGUUCAAGGAGGACACCGACGGCUUCCUCGCUGUGCUGACGGCACCGCUCGGCGACCCGGGGUGCUUCCUCGCGGUCGCCACGGAUAGGCUCAUCAAGUACUGCCACCCCGCCGGCGGUGGGGAGUGGGCCACGCUGCGCGCCCUGGGGUUCCGCUACGACGCGGCCCUCAGCGACCUCGUGUCCGUCGGCGACACGGUGUACCUCGUGGACGAGCGGAGGAAGAUCUGGCGCGCAGACCUCGCCGCCGCGCAGCCCAAGGUGGAGCGCAAGGACACGGCGUUCGCGCUCCCGCAAGGGGAGUGGUGGCGCCACUACCUCGUGGAGUCGCUCGGCCAUAUCCUCCUCGUGGUCUCGGACCCGCACCACAAGCGCCUCGGGCUCUACAGACUCAGAUGGGACGUCAAUCUAUGGGUGUCGAUGCCCGCGAGCGGUCUCGGCGACAGCGUGCUGCUGCUGGGCCGCGGUUGUUCGGCGGCCGUGCCAGCGUCGGCCGCCGCGGGCCGCUUGCCUGGCACAGUUCUGGUGGCGCACCAGCCGUUCAGAUGUAGCUUCCUGCAUGUGGGCAUUGGGUGGUUAAACUUUCCCGGCGGCGGUGGUGACCAACCUUGGUUCUGGACGGAGUCGCGGUUGGGCGCGGGGCUGGGUGAUGAUCAGCUGGUGGUGAGGAAGUCGGUGCCGCAUUGGCCGCUUUGGUCGGACGGGUUCACAAUCGGUGAUUCAUUCUGGUUCUUCCCCGGCAUUGAUGAAAGUGAUUGCCCAUAGGCGUGUCAACAUGCAUAACUUCGGACUCCUUUGGAACAAAGAACGGUAAAGGAACUUUAAAGAAUUAAAAUCCUAUAGAAAAUUUUC
Messenger RNA from Zea mays, 1343 nucleotides. RefSeq lists its product as uncharacterized. The record is from RefSeq and is marked validated. Lineage: Eukaryota; Viridiplantae; Streptophyta; Magnoliopsida; Poales; Poaceae. The transcript has a single exon. The coding region runs from base 39 to 1256 and encodes 405 amino acids.